Molecule: messenger RNA, 864 nt
Organism: Gilbertella persicaria
Lineage: Eukaryota; Fungi; Mucoromycota; Mucoromycetes; Mucorales; Choanephoraceae
Exons: 5
Coding region: 26-841 (271 amino acids)
Cellular component (GO): COP9 signalosome
Source: RefSeq, a predicted model, not a curated record
UUCUUUCUCACUCACUAUAGAUCCAAUGAACGAAACAAAUCUAAGCUUAUCAACCAGUCAAAAGCUGCAACCCUUUCUCUUACUAUCGAAAUCAGCUAGAGGUGUUGCCAACACCAAACUGAUUAUGGAUGCAUUAAGUGCUCCAGGUGUUUAUGUGUUUACCGAACUGUAUGAAUUACCUAAUGUAGUUGAGGCUUCAAACUUACCAGAAGUGGCACCUUAUUAUACUUUACUCAGUAUAUUCAUGUAUGGUACAUUUAAAGAUUAUGAAGAAAGCCAAACACAACUACCUGCUUUGAAUGAAGCACAAACUAGAAAACUAAAACAACUGUCUAUUGCCACACUUUCUGAGUCACAACAAACAUUGCCUUAUGAUAUAUUACAAACUUAUCUGAAUAUACCCACUGUCAGAGAAUUAGAAGAUUUGAUUAUUGAUGGUUUCUAUCAAGGUAUAUUCACAGGCAAGCUUGAUCAACGACAUGGUCAAUUACAAGUCAUGUAUAGUAUGGGCCGUGAUUUGAGACCACAGCAGCUAAAAGAGACCAUAAAUGCACUUGCUGCUUGGUCUGUUAGUACAAGUCGCAUCUUGGGUGCUUUGGAUGCCAAAAUUGCCAGCUUACAAGACAAUGUGCGUGAAAAUGAACAAGCUCAAGAAGACUAUCUUAACAGAGUAGAACAAUUAAGACGCGAUGUACGUGCCAAUACCAAUCUAAAGAAAUUGGACACAAUGGAUGAAUCCAUGAUAAAGAAACAAAAGGGAUUCUCAGGUGAAUAUGACUAUACAAAUGAACGCGUCAAGAAAAGUAGAGGCUCAAAACGAUUUAUGAUCGGAAGACCUUAAUGAUAAUAAUAACAAUAAAAGCA